Colletotrichum spaethianum is the source of this 1809-nucleotide messenger RNA. Its product is annotated as iron transport multicopper oxidase fetC. Gene Ontology annotation, molecular function: ferroxidase activity; copper ion binding. Lineage: Eukaryota; Fungi; Ascomycota; Sordariomycetes; Glomerellales; Glomerellaceae. Gene Ontology annotation, biological process: cellular response to iron ion starvation; reductive iron assimilation. The transcript has 4 exons. Gene Ontology annotation, cellular component: high-affinity iron permease complex. Bases 1 to 1809 code for a protein of 602 amino acids. The record is from RefSeq and is a predicted model, not a curated record.
AUGGCCUUCUCAUCACCGUCCUCGGCCUUCUUGGCCCGGUUCGCCGCCCUGACGCUCCUCAUUACAUCCGUCCUGGCAAAGACCAUCGAGCUCGACUGGAGCAUUGGAUGGGUCCUGACCAACCCGGACGGCGCCUUCGACAAACCGACCAUCGGCGUCAACGGCCAGUGGCCGCUGCCUCUCAUCGAGGCCGACAAGGGCGACCGGCUCGUCCUCACCGUCCACAACCACCUGGGCAAUGCGAGUACCAGCCUUCACUUCCACGGCCUGUUCCAGAAUGGGACGAAUCACAUGGAUGGUGCCGUUGGCAUAACCCAGUGCGCCAUCCCGCCCGGAAAGUCGUUUACAUAUGAUUUCAAGUUUGACCAAGUCGGCACCUACUGGUACCAUGCGCACAACGACGGUCAGUACCCCGAAGGCCUCCGCGGUCCUCUGGUCAUUCACGACCCCAAGGGCCCCUACGAGGGUAGAUAUGACGAGGAGCUCGUCAUCACCUUCUCGGAUUGGUAUCACCAAUCGACCCGAUCUCUCAUCAAGGAGUUGAUCAGCGUCGAGAACCCUACCGGCGCCGAACCCGUACCCAACUCGGCUCUCAUGAACGACACCCAGAGCCUACAUGUCCACGUCCAGCCCGGCAAGACCUACCUCAUCCGCAUGGUCAACAUUGGCGCAUUCUCUUCUCACUACGUCUGGUUCGAGGGCCACAAGCUGCGUGUUGUUGAGGUCGACGGAGUCUGGACGCAGGAGGCCGACGCCGAGAUGCUCUACAUUGCCCCUGCGCAGCGUUACAGCGUUCUGCUGACGACCAAGAAGGAUGCGUCCAAGAACUUUGCCAUCGUCGGCGCCAUGGACGAGGAGCUCUUUGAUGUGAUCCCCGACGGUCUGAACUCCAACGUCACCGGCUGGCUAGUGUACGACGACAAGAAGCCCCUGCCAGAGCCUGCUGCCGUCGGCGACUUUGCCCCCUUUGACGACUUUGAGCUGGUCCCCUUUGACAAGCAGGAGGUCUACGACAAGGUCGACUACUCCUUCAGCCUCAACGUCAAGAUGGACAACCUCGGCGACGGCGCAAACUACGCCUUCUUCAACGACAAGACCUACGUCCUCCCCAAGGUGCCCUCGCUCUACACCGCCCUGACCGUCGGCGCCGACCACGCCGCAGACCCCCGCGUCUACGGCACCCACACCAUCCCGCACGUCCUGAAGCACAACGACAUCAUCGAGAUCGUCCUCAACAACGAGGACGACGGGAAGCACCCCUUCCACCUGCACGGCCACCAGUUCCAGGUCGUCCACCGCUCCGACGAGGACGCCGGCGCCUUCGCCAACGACACGGGCCUCGCCCUGCCGCGCCACCCCAUGCGCCGCGACACCCUCAUCGUCGAGGGCAACGGCAACUUUGUCAUCCGCUUCAAGGCCAACAACCCCGGCGUGUGGCUGUUCCACUGCCACAUCGAGUGGCACAUGGACCAGGGGCUCAUCGCGACCAUCGUCGAGGCCCCCGAGGCUCUGCAGGGACAAAAGAUCCCCGAGGGCCAUCUGGACGUCUGCCGUGCCGCCGGCGUCCCGACGCGCGGCAACGCCGCCGGGAACACCAAAAACGUGCUCGACCUCAGCGGCGAGAACAAGCCCGUCGGUCCUCUGCCGGAGGGCUUCACCCCCAAGGGCUACGUCGCCAUGUUUUUCAGCUGCGUUGCUGCGUUCUUGGGCCUGGGCAUCAUUUCAUGGUAUGGAGCCAUGGACUCCGACAAGAAGGAGACGAGUAUCGAAGAUCCCUCCGCCUCCGAAUCUAGGGACCGGGGUGAAUAA